AUGGCUCAGGCCAAUCCCGCGCAGGCCAAUGCUGCUCCGGCCAAUCCUCCGCCGGUUGAUCCCGAACCAAAACAGAGGUCAUUAGACUACUUCGAAUACUAUAUUCGUGAAUUCAAUGGUCACCUCCGAUUUGUCAAGAUUCUCGGCUGGGGCGGCCAGGGUCUAGUCGCUCUCUUUAGGGAUCGGAACGACGAUGGGACCAGAGCGUACUACGUCGUAAAAUGCACCCUGAAUGACGAUCCGAGUCUCCUUGAGGAAGAGGCUGAAUAUAUGGAGAGAUUCCAAGAUUCCGAGCAUAUGGUACAAAUUGUUGCGCCAAAACGGAAGGCUCCACAGCCGGAGUCUGAGGAGGAUCCCGAGUCCUCAGAGGAUGAAAACGCGGGUGAUGAAGAUGCCGGCUUCGUUCUCUUCCUUGAGUACUUCCCGCGCGGUACAUUGCACCAACUAUGCAAGGCCGCCGCAUCGAGAACUCCGCCGGCAGCCAUGAGUAAUCAGACGCUGUGGGCUUUUUUUGAUUGCUCAUUCCAGAUGGCCCUCGCCCUUCUUUAUCCGUCCACAUUCUGGAGAGACCACAAAUCCGGUGUCAAGAAGCGGGAGCGGAUUCCGGGUGUCCCUGUCCAGACCGACUUGAGUUUUGGUCUGCCCGGGUAUGACGAACCUUCGGAUUAUGUUCAUUUUGACACCGAUCCAAGUAACAUACUUGUUGGCGACUUUGACGAGACAAUGUAUCACGUAGUCUCACCAGUCUUGAAGGUUUGUGCCCUUCUGCUAUCAACACAGGAGCAAUUCACGACCGAAUGGAACUAUAUCAAGGAGCCCCGCCAUAUUCCGCCAAGGUUGCCGGAUGGCGAGGACCCAGACCAAUAUGACAAGAAUAUCAAAUGGAGGAAAGUAGACAGAGCUGCCGCUGCUGCCGCUGCUGCUGCCGCGGCCGGGCCUCUGGGGGGUGGUGGCGCUGGUGCUGGGGCCGGUGGUCCAGGCGGUGCUGUGGAUGGCGGUGGGGUGGGAGUUCCGGGAGGUGCUAUAGGCGGCGGUGUCGCGGGUGCUGGUGGUGUGGGUGUUCUGGCCGGUGGAGUAGCUGGAGGUGCGGUGGGUGCUCUGGCUGGCGCUGUGGGAGCUGGUGCUCUGGGUAGUGCAAUAGGUGGCGGUGGGGUUCCAACCGCUGCUGCGGCCGCUGGUGGGGCGGGUGCUCCGGCUGGCGCUAUUGGAGGUGGUGCUGCCGGUGGUGGUGCUCUUGUUGGUGGAGCUGGUGUUCCGGCCGGUGCUCCGGCCGGCGGUGGAGCUGGAGGUGGGGCGGGCGCUGCGGGCGCUGGUGGGGCCGGUGCUCAGGCCGGUGCUGCGGGGGGCGGUGGGGGCGGGGCUGGAGGAGGGCCACCGGUCCCAGGGGCCGGCCCAACCACGGGUCCAACCUCCUCAGGCAGUCAAGAGGGCCCCGCCGGCACCUGGCGGCGGACCAGACGUCGAUCCGACGUCGAUCCGGAUCUCAGGGCUCUCGUUGCACGGUGUAUGAUGGACCAGCCGGCGGACCGUCCUGGGCUGCAUAGCAUGCGCGGGGUCAUCGACAAUAAGCUGCGUCAGCAAUAUGCCGCCAACGACCCGGAUAACGGCAGGCUGAGGGACGACCUUGCCGACUUGUAUGACCUAACCGCUCCUCCGACGGCACAGCCCCUAAGAAAGUUGAAAAGGACUCCCCUUGGGACACAAAUCACUAACAUUGACUGUUUGGAAUCUGCGAAGUGGCUGAAGGGAAGAGACAACAAUAUUGACAUGCAGGAUAGCGUAGACAAUAGCGAGGAUGAGGCGGACGGAGCCGGAGCACAACAGCAAAUUCAGCAACCUGCAGCACAGCCUCAUUGGAUCAGACUUAGGGUACCUGCAGCACUGCAGCAACUGCAGCAGCCUGUACCCCAGCAACAACCUGCAGAACACGAGGAAGUGGACAUUGAGAGUGAUUCGAAUGACGAUCUGCACGAAGAUUUCUUUAAGGGAGAUUCAGGUUUGGACGGGGAGAUCACAGAGGAAGAUUCGGGCCCAGAUGCCACGGAGGAAGAUGCGGAUGGAGUCCCUAUGUAA
Molecule: messenger RNA, 2073 nt
Organism: Canariomyces notabilis
Lineage: Eukaryota; Fungi; Ascomycota; Sordariomycetes; Sordariales; Chaetomiaceae
Exons: 9
Coding region: 1-2073 (690 amino acids)
Biological process (GO): protein phosphorylation
Molecular function (GO): ATP binding; protein kinase activity
Source: RefSeq, a predicted model, not a curated record